This is a messenger RNA of Rattus norvegicus (Norway rat), 930 nucleotides long. RefSeq names its product taste receptor, type 2, member 124 (gene Tas2r124). Lineage: Eukaryota; Metazoa; Chordata; Mammalia; Rodentia; Muridae. Gene Ontology annotation, cellular component: membrane. The coding region runs from base 1 to 930 and encodes 309 amino acids. Gene Ontology annotation, biological process: G protein-coupled receptor signaling pathway; sensory perception of taste. The record is from RefSeq and is marked provisional. Gene Ontology annotation, molecular function: taste receptor activity; bitter taste receptor activity; G protein-coupled receptor activity. The transcript has a single exon.
AUGGUAUCUGUCCUGCACAGCAUCUCCACCAUUAUAAUAAUCGCAGAGUUCGUUUGGGGAAAUUUAAGCAAUGGUUUGAUAGUACUGAAGAACUGUCUUGAUUGGAUCAAUAUAAAAGAGCUCUCCACACUUGAUCAGAUACUCAUUCUCUUGGCAAUUUCCAGAAUUAGUCUCAUCUGGGAGACAUUACUCAUGUGGGUUAAAGAUAAACUAAUUUCAUCUAUUACCAUCGAAGAAUUGAAAAUGAUUAUGUUCAGUUUUAUGCUAUCUAGCCACUUCAGUCUCUGGCUUGCUACAGCUCUAAGCACCUUCUAUUUAUUCAGAAUAGCUAACUGCUCUUGGCAGAUCUUUCUCUACUUAAAAUGGAGACUAAAACAUCUGAUCGUGCAGAUGCUACUGGGAAGCGUGAUGUUCUUGAUUGCAAAUAUAAUACAAAUAACCAUCACUCUUGAAAAGAGGUUCUAUCAAUAUAAAGGAAACACAAGUGUGAAUUCCAUACAGAAUGAGUUUGCACUUUUGAUAGAGAUGAUGUUAUUUAACAUGACUAUAUUUUCUGUGAUACCAUUUUUAUUGGCCCUGAUUUCUUUUUUUCUGCUAAUCUUCUCUUUAUGGAAACAUCUCCAGAGGAUGCAGCUCAAUUCCAGAGAAGAUAGAGACCCUAGUACCAAGGCUCACAGGAAUGCCUUAGGAAUUAUGGUCUCUUUCCUCUUGCUCUAUACUAUGUAUGUCCUCUCUCUUCUUAUAUCCUGGAUUGCUCAGAAGAAUCAAAGUGAACUGGUUCACAUUAUUUGUAUGAUAACUUCACUCUUGAAUCCUUCAGUCCACUCAUCUAUCCUGAUUCUGGGUAAUUUUAAAUUAAAACAGAGUUCUCUUUGUAUACUGAGGCACCUGGGAUGUAGGCUGAAAUCACAGAAUACACCAACUACAUAA